AUGGAGCUGUACGGCGACGAUGAUCCCGGAGAGCCGGGGGAGGCGGAACCGGAGCCCGAGCCCGAGCCAUCGCCGGAGCCCGAACCCGAACCUUCACCAGAGCCGGAGCCAGAGCCCGAGCCAUCGCCCGAGCCAUCGCCCGAGCCCGAGCCCGAGCCGGAGCCCGAGCCGGAGCCCGAGCCCGAGCCCGAGCCAGAGCCGGAGCCCGCUCCAGAGCCCGCCCCCGAGCCGGUGCCGGAGCCAGAGCCGGAGCCAGAGCCGGAGCCGGAGCCAGAGCCAGAGCCGUCACCAUCCCCGGAGCCGGACCCGGAGCCUUCCCCGGAGCCCGAGCCUUCCCCGGAGCCGGAGCCGGACCCCGAGCCCGAGCCCGAGCCGUCACCAGAGCCCGAGCCCGAGCCUCCGACCCCGGACCCUCCCGAGGAGGACCCCGCCGAGGACAUCGACGACUUACUCGACGACCUGGUCCUUCAGCUCGAGGUGGACGCCGCGCGGAUGGACGCCGCGGUUAAGAUCCAGGCGCUGACGCGAGGGCGCGCCACUCGACGCGAGAUGCGCGAGCGGCGGCGGGCGGCGACGAGGAUCCAGGCGGCGCAACGCGGCAGGGCGGCGAGGAAAGAGGUCGCCGCGAGGAGACGCGAGGAGACGGGGGACGGGACCGGCGGCGACGGCGGCGACGCGGCGGACGAGGACGAGGAUGACGCCGCGGCGAUGGACCGUUCGCGCGACGAGGACGACGUCGACGAGCUGGCGAGCGCGCUGGUGGACACCGCGGCGAUGGACGCGGAGAGGCACGCCGCCGCGGUCAGGAUACAGGCCGCGCGCAGGGGUGUCGUGGGGCGGAGGAUAGCGGCGGGAGUCCGCGCGGCUGGCGCUGACGAGGAGGAAGAGGAGGAAGAGGAGGAGGAGGAGGAGGAGGAGGAGGAGGAGGAGGAGGACGCGGGAGAGGCGGCGGCGACGUCGGAACUCGAUCCGGUGAGGCGCGCGGAGAUGGAGCUGGAGCGGCUCAUGUCCCCGGACCUCGAGCCCUUGCCCGAGCCCGGAUCAUCCGUCGACGAGCUCACCGGUGAACUCGACCAGACGUCCAGGUCCGCGAUCGAGGAGGCCACGAGGUUCGCGGAGGACCUCGCGAAGGAAGCCGACGAAGACGCUUCAGCCGGCGAGGACGACCGGGAAGAGGAAGAGGAAGAGGACGAGGCGGGAUCGGAGAUUGAAGGCGUGAUCGUUCAGCGGGAGUAUCCACCGCCCGCGAGACCCGAGUUGGGCGAGGAGGAGAGCUUCGAGUACGCCGCCAUGCGAUACGACGGCGGCGAGGUUGCCGCGCCCGUGUCGGCGGUGUAUUCCCCCAAGCGCCGCGAACCCAGGCGGAUGUUCAAGCCCAAAAAAUCGGCGGCGCAGCGCAGGUUGGAGCGACUGGGGAUCAAGAAGCCGGAGGAGGAUGACGAGAAUGGGGCUGGUGCCGAGGUUGGGGUUUUGAGAGACGCGAAUCGGGUGCUGGGCACCGCGGAGGAACUCGCCGAGCGCCGGCGUCUGAUGGCGGAAAACUUUGAGCGGCUCAUCAGCGGCCGGGACGCGUUCAUCCUGGAGGACGAAUUACUCGGCGGGGGCUCUCCCACGUUCCAGCCCACGCAGUACAGGCCGUCUCCCACGAAGCCGGCGCCCAGGAAGAUCCCCGUGUAUCAGGAUCCCGAGCGCGACGCGGAGAUUGCCGUGGAGCUCAGGGCUCGGGAACGCGAGCUGGCGUGGCGAAGGGAGAAGCGCGAGAGGGAGGAGAAGGCGCUUGAAGCCGAGCGGCGACGUUUCGAGGUUCUGAAGAGGGAGCUGGAGGAGAUCGAGUCGCGGCGAAGGGAGCAGACGUACGAGAAGGAGCGGAGGAAAGAAGAGGAGAUGGAGCUGCGGCGGAUGCGCAUGGAGAACAGGCGACUGGAGAGGCUGGUGGCCAACGACCGCGCGGAGCUCGACAACCGCCACGUCGCCGGCGAUAAUCGCAAGCCGGGGCACGGCAGACACGACCGCGUCAGGCACAAGAACGCUCCGCUGUUCAAGCGCAUGGAGAAGGCGUACCACUUCAACGUGGAGAUGGAGAUUGAACGCGAACGAAAGGAGGUGCUGGAGAAGAGACGCGCGAAGAUGUACGGAGCCAAGCCGGGUUUAUCCUACGCGCAGCUGCAGUUUCACAGGGAACAGGAGGCGAAACAGCCCACCUGGCAGAAAAACAGAUCCGGACUGGGUGUCCCGCCCGGGGGCUUGCCCGCGAUCGGCGGCGCUCGCGCGUCGAUCGAAUCCCUCGACGGAGUCGGCCCGCGGAUGAGCCGGUUCGAGCGCAUGCGCCGGGAGGAGAAGGCCAGGGCUCGACGAGAGGAGAUUGCCAAGUACGAACUCGCCGAGCGAAAGCGCCAGUACGGCGAGAUGGUCAAGAAGCAGUACAAGCCGUCGGUGAGCGAAAAGGCCAGGAGCGAUCUCUUGAAGCGUAAGGACGUCGCCAGGCCGGGGUUUGAGGACUACCACGCCGAGUCCCUCGACGCCCUCUCCCCGGGCGCUGACGACGUCGCGCCGCCGCCGCUGCCGCGGAUCGUGCCCAACCGCGAGGUGGCUGCGGAGCGGGGCCAGGAGGUUUUCUUCGAGUACGACGUGCACGGUCGGAAGGUGCUGGUCGAUCCGUACGAGGAGCACGACAUGAACUCGCCGUUUCGGCCGCAGCGACCGGGCGCUAAGCUGGCGCCCAGCCCGCGUCGCAAAAAGCAAAAACCCAAGCGCGAGGAGGAGCCAAUCGUCAAGAAUCCGCGGAGGGAGGAGGAAUCGCGAGCGCGCCAAUCGCAGCAGGAGAUGACCCCGGCCGAGCACCUGGCGCGGCUGUCCGAGGAGCGCCACCGGCUGGAGCGCGAGCUGCUCAGCGUGGAGUACACCUACCGGAACGGGAGGCUCAUCGGCAGGCCCGUCGAGCGAAGAUCCUUUGGCUCUCCCGUCGCGUCGGCGGACCCGCGCGUCCAACGUCAGGGCAGGGCGCCGGUACCGUCGCGCGGGCACCCGUCCUGGCCGGACUCCGCCGGUACCGACGGGUACGUCGGCGGCGGCGAGUUUAUCCCCCGGGAUUACGUCCCGCAGGCUGCGUACGACGAGAUACCAGUCGGCGGGGGCGGGAUGGUCGGCGGCGGCGGCGGCGUCUUGUCGGAAACGGCCGUGAACAGACACGCCGCGCGCGAGGACCAGGGCAGGCGAAAGGGGAAGGGGUUCAGGACCAUGCUACGCGAACGGCAGAUCGCGGCGGUGGAGGCGAGGAUGUCGAAGGAGACGUCGGCGCCGACCGAGCCGGUUCAGUUCACGCCCACGCCGCCGCCGCCGCGAACCGAGCCGGUUCAGUUCACGCCCGCGCCGCGGCCCGCCCGGCCGCCCGUCGCCGCACACGACCCACCCGUGCCGCCGCUCGCCCCCGCGCUCACCCCCGAGGAGCUCGAGGAGAUCAUCGCCAACGCCGGCCCCGACGACGUGCCCCCGAUGAACGUCCGAGUCGGUAGGUACUCGUUCGGAGCUGUGUACGACGAGUCCCCAGCGCCGAAACCGCGCCGAAGGGAGGCGCCGCCGCCGCCGCAGCUCUCGCCCACGCAGCUCGCGGAGAUUGUGGAGAAGGCGGGUCCGGACGACGUGCCGCCGAUCGUCGGGAGCGUUGGGGCGGGCCCCGCGGUGAGCUGGGAGGAGCGGCCGGCGAUGUCCCGGGCGAACUUUGAGGCGACGAGGGCGCAGGCGGCGGAGGAGGAGGCUGCGAGGAGGAGAGCCGAGGAAGAGGGGGAGAGGGUCGCGAGGCUCAGCGGCGGCGACGACGACGACGACGACGACGGCAUCGGCGCGGAGACGCUCGUGGCUGCGGAUACGUUACCGCCGGGCGUGGGGAUCGGAGGCGCGGAGACGGACGCGGAGGACUCCCGAUACGGCUCCGCGCUGCUGCUCGCCCUCGGCAUGCUCUCCGCGCACGUCGCCGACGCCUACUAUUACGGAGGAUACCGAUACUACGGCGGCCCAGCGGUCGUCCGGCGCACGGUGGUGGUCCGAGGCCGCCGGGGCCGCUGGGGCCGCAGGCUCGCGCAGGUUGACGACGAGGACUUCGACGCGCUCGCGUUCCUCGCCGAGUCUCCCGCGACGUCGCCGUCGAUGGCGCCGGCCGCCUCCGUCGCGGAGGAAGAGGACGACGCCACGGAGUGCGAUACCAUCCUGGAUAUCGUCGAGACGCGCCCGGAGUUCUCCUCCCUCGCCGCGGCGCUCGCCGACCUUCCCUUGCUCCGCGAGGCCAUGGCGACGCCGAACCGCACCGACACGUUCUUCGCCCCGACGAACGACGCGAUCGAGUCGCUCCUCGAGUGGGGCGGCUUCGUGGAUCGCGCCGAGGUGCGUCCGCCGCGAACCGGCGUCCUGAAAACCCUACUCGACCUCGUCACCGUCGUCUCGUCCGACGGUUCUCGCGCGGUUUUCAACCUCUUCGCGGGAACCUCCGUCCCCAUCGCGCUCGACUCGCUCACCUCACCGUCGUCCUCCCAACGCCGCCGAGACGCGCAGGGCAUCCAGGAAAUGCUCGGUAACGUCUCCCUCAAGGCCCUCAUCAUCGCCUACCACGCCGUGCCGGGCGCGGUUUACUCGGCGGAGGACCUCAAGACCAUCGGCGCCGACGGCCCCCCCGAAAAUUACCUCGACACCGCGCUCGCGAGGAUCCUCGCGGCGGCCGCCGAGCUCGAGGAUCCCGAUGCGGCCGACUCCCUCGACCCGGUCGCCACGUCAGCCGCGUCGGAACCCCUGUACAUCGACGAGUUCGGUGGCGACGUGUACGUCAAGGGCAUCGGAUCCGAGGCGAAGGUGGUCACCGCCGACAUCGAAGCGUGCAACGGGGUUGUUCACGCGGUGAGCCACGUGCUGCUUCCGCUGGACGGCGACGGCGAGCUGUCCGAGGAACAGAAGGCGAGGAUCGCGGAGAUACGCGAGCGGUCCGAUCGCCUCGUCGCCGAGAAGCUCGCCGACCUCGACGACGACGACGACGAGGACGAAGGCGCGGCACCCGAGGCGGCACCCAGCGAUGACGACGACGAAGACGAAGCCGCAGACGACGAUGAAGCCGACGACGAUGACGACGACGACGACGGCGAGGAUUAG
Molecule: messenger RNA, 5133 nt
Organism: Micromonas commoda
Lineage: Eukaryota; Viridiplantae; Chlorophyta; Mamiellophyceae; Mamiellales; Mamiellaceae
Exons: 2
Coding region: 1-5133 (1710 amino acids)
Cellular component (GO): cytoplasm
Molecular function (GO): microtubule binding
Source: RefSeq, a predicted model, not a curated record